This is a messenger RNA of Pristis pectinata (smalltooth sawfish), 1247 nucleotides long. RefSeq names its product orofacial cleft 1 candidate 1 (gene ofcc1). Gene Ontology annotation, cellular component: perinuclear region of cytoplasm. The record is from RefSeq and is a predicted model, not a curated record. NCBI's taxonomy places the organism in Eukaryota, Metazoa, Chordata, Chondrichthyes, Rhinopristiformes, Pristidae. The coding region runs from base 1 to 1107 and encodes 368 amino acids. The transcript has 7 exons.
AUGGAAACUCUUGCCUGGCAUGCUCGAUUUGUGAGCCAGAUAUUCCUGGAUCAGCUCAGAGCUUCACACUGGUGCUCGUCAAAGACAUGGCUAUUUAUGCUGCUCGUGGCCUUGAUCUGGUUUGUGCGGCUUUACCUGCAUUACUGCAGCCAGUGGAUCUACCUCCAGGCGAUCGGUGUCACCGUCAACAAAUUCCACUUUCAUCCACACACAGUCGAACUUAGCUACCAGAAUCUUCUGCUGGAGAUGCGUGAGGAAUUGACCAUUGUAGCCCUAGGACCCCUGUCCUUGAAUGCUGCGUUGCUUAUUAUGGCUAUGAUCAGAUGGGUCUGUCAUCUACAAUUUGGCUCAUUCCCAUCCUUCUUGUCAAGGUUUAUCACGGCAAUGGGAUUUUGGACCGUGCUUGACCCCCUGGCAAUAUUUAUUGUGGAUGGUAUCCUAGGGCGCCUGACUUACAGCACAGCCCAUCCAAUAGGCGAUGCAGCCAAGCUCUAUUGGCUGUUUUACAGAACACAACAUUCUGGCAUCCCUGGCAUACUGAUUACAGUCAUCUUGUACAUUGUGAUCUUCCUUUGCUCCCUCACAAUACUGUAUUUGCAUUUAUUAAGCCUGCAGACAAUGGGGCAGCUGAUGGAUGUCUUCUACCGACUGCAUACCACUGAGGAGAGGUUCUUUGUUCCUCUGGACCUGGAGCUGUCCAAUCAGGAGCUGAGCUACAUAGUGAAAAGAGCAGAGCAAUGGAGGGGUAUCAACGGUGAGAGAAGGAAGGUGGCAGUGUAUGACUACAUCUGUAAUGAUGAGCUCACCGAACGUCUGUCCCAUGGCUGUGGACCCCAAGAACAGAAUCAAACCCCUGGAUCGGAGCCUCGCCAGGAAGAUAUCACCACUCAUGUGUCCAUCUACACCGUACACCUCAGCGGCGUACAAGAGCUGUACAGGCAUUUCCUUCGGCUGCCUAGUGGUGCCAUUGUUGAGGUGUUCGGUGCUGAAAACAGUGCACAUUUCGCGCAGAAGCGAGUGAGCGGGCUAGACACUGGAAAGCAAUCCUCCACGCCCCCAGAGCUCCGAGAGAGGCAGAGGAAGAUAUUUGAUGCCAUGGGAUCUUGAAGCCCAAAGGAAUAAGACUGAAAAUUCUUUGCAUCAUCUGGAUUUAGUUUAUAAAACGUUUUGGACACCUCUGUACUUUACUUGAAAUAUUAUAUCAAGCUGCAAAUUGUUUUGAUAAAUGCAUUUGCUCAUGAUAAUUG